Messenger RNA from Urocitellus parryii (Arctic ground squirrel), 1943 nucleotides. RefSeq names its product bridging integrator 1 (gene Bin1). Gene Ontology annotation, molecular function: tau protein binding; phospholipid binding. Gene Ontology annotation, cellular component: synaptic vesicle; plasma membrane; cytoplasm. Gene Ontology annotation, biological process: regulation of endocytosis. Lineage: Eukaryota; Metazoa; Chordata; Mammalia; Rodentia; Sciuridae. The record is from RefSeq and is a predicted model, not a curated record.
UCUUGUCCGGAGGGGGCGGGCAGGGGGAGCUGACCGCCGCCCGAGGCCCAGCCCCUCCUCCCUGCCCCCUUCCUCGGUUCGUCCGUCCCUCCCGGGUCCCAGCGUCGCUGUCUCGCUAGCCCAACGCACGCUCCGCCUCCGUCAGUCGGCUCCGCUGACUAGUGAGCGGCGUGGACAGGAGCCGGGGCCGGACGCGCGGCCGGGGCUGGGGGCUGGGAGCGCGGCGCGCACGGCCUCCCAGAGCAAGAUAGGGCCCCCGCCACCGGGCGAGGCCGGCGCCGCGAUGGCAGAGAUGGGCAGUAAGGGGGUGACGGCGGGGAAGAUCGCCAGCAAUGUACAGAAGAAGCUCACCCGCGCGCAGGAGAAGGUCCUUCAGAAACUGGGGAAGGCAGAUGAGACCAAGGAUGAGCAGUUUGAACAGUGCGUCCAGAAUUUCAACAAGCAGCUGACUGAGGGCACCCGGCUGCAGAAGGAUCUCCGGACUUAUCUGGCUUCAGUCAAAGCCAUGCAUGAAGCCUCCAAGAAGCUGAACGAGUGUCUACAGGAGGUGUAUGAGCCCGACUGGCCCGGCAGGGACGAGGCCAAUAAGAUCGCUGAGAACAAUGACCUGCUGUGGAUGGACUACCACCAGAAACUGGUGGACCAGGCGCUGCUGACCAUGGACACGUACUUGGGCCAGUUCCCUGACAUCAAGUCACGCAUUGCCAAGCGAGGGCGGAAAUUGGUGGACUACGACAGUGCCCGACACCACUAUGAGUCCCUUCAAACCGCCAAAAAGAAAGAUGAAGUCAAAAUCGCCAAGGCCGAGGAGGAGCUCAUCAAGGCUCAGAAGGUGUUUGAGGAGAUGAAUGUGGACCUGCAGGAGGAGCUCCCAUCCCUGUGGAACAGCCGUGUAGGUUUCUAUGUCAAUACGUUUCAGAGCAUCGCAGGCCUGGAGGAGAACUUCCACAAGGAGAUGAGCAAGCUCAACCAGAACCUCAACGACGUGCUGGUCAGCCUGGAGAAGCAGCAUGGCAGCAACACCUUCACAGUCAAGGCCCAGCCCAGAAAGAAAAGUAAACUGUUCUCCCGGUUGCGCAGAAAGAAGAACAGUGACAAUGCCCCUGCCAAAGGGAACAAGAGCCCGUCGCCUCCACCAGAUGGCUCCCCUGUGGCCACCCCCGAGAUCAGAGUGAACCAUGAGCCAGAGCCAGCCAGCGGGGCCACACCCGGGGCCUCCAUCCCCAAGUCCCCAUCUCAGCUCCGGAAAGGUCCACCAGUCCCUCCGCCCCCCAAACACACCCCGUCCAAGGAGAUCAAGCAGGAGCAGAUCCUCAGCCUGUUUGAUGACGCGUUUGUCCCCGAGAUCAGCGUGACCACCCCCUCCCAGCCCACAGAGAGUCCAGCUGGCAGCCUGCCAUCCGGGGAGCCUGGUGCUGCUGAGGGCACAUUUGCUGUGUCCUGGCCCAACCAGACGGCCGAGCAGGGGUCUGCCCAACCCGCAGAGGCCUUGGAGGUGGCAGGUGGGACCCAACCUGCGCCUGGAGCCCAGGAGCCUGGGGAGACGGCGGCAAGUGAAGCAGCCUCCAGUUCUCUUCCGGCUGUGGUGGUGGAAACGUUCUCAGCAACUGUGAAUGGCACCGUGGAAGGCAGCAGCGGGACCGGCCGUUUGGACCUCCCCCCGGGCUUCAUGUUCAAGGUGCAGGCUCAGCACGACUACACGGCCACUGACACGGACGAGCUGCAGCUCAAGGCUGGUGACGUGGUGCUGGUGAUCCCCUUUCAGAACCCGGAGGAACAGGAUGAAGGCUGGCUCAUGGGCGUAAAGGAGAGUGACUGGAACCAGCACAAGGAGUUGGAAAAAUGCCGGGGCGUCUUCCCUGAGAACUUCACGGAACGGGUGCAGUGAUGUGACGGCGGAGCUCCUGCAGUCCUCUGGGCGUGUGAAGAACACCUUUCCCCUC